This is a messenger RNA of Gossypium raimondii (Peruvian cotton), 654 nucleotides long. RefSeq lists its product as uncharacterized. The transcript is spliced from 3 exons. Lineage: Eukaryota; Viridiplantae; Streptophyta; Magnoliopsida; Malvales; Malvaceae. Bases 1 to 654 code for a protein of 217 amino acids. The record is from RefSeq and is a predicted model, not a curated record.
AUGCCUCGUAGACGUGUGAAUGUGAAUGCGAAUGCGAAUGCGAAUGCUCAAGGGAUGAGGAUUACUGGUGCUAACCCUGCUCCUGCUCCUGCACCUGCCAACCCUGCACUUGUUAAUCGAGGACUACCACUUGAACAUCUGCUGGCGUUGGUUGGUAAGGAGUUUACCGGAGUGAAAGGAGUCGAUUCGACUGUAGCAGAAUACAAGUUUGAAAGUGUUCAGAGGAUCCUCGAGUUGAUGUCCUGUACUGACGAGGAGAAGUUGGGUUGUAUAGUGCUCCUACUUGACGUUGAAGCUCAUCGUUGGUGGAAUACGAUGAAGAGGGGUACUACUUACAUAGAAGCCUGUAAACGGAAGUUUUUAGAGCUAGUUCUAGGUAGUUUGACAGUGGUUGAGUACGAGUCAGAAUUUGCGCUACUUAGUCAGUAUGCUCUUGAGAUUGUCCUUACUGAGAGGGAUCGAUGCAUGAGGUUUCAUUUUUGGCUUAAUCGAGAGAUUCAGGUUUAUUUGGUAGCUCAGAAUACUGAGUUGUUCGAUGAGAUGGUUGAGAAAGCUAAAUAUGUUGAGGAGACUUUGGUUGAGCUGUCGUGCUCAAUAGUGACUGAAUCGAGAAAAAUGGGACGUGAUACUCAGGGUUAUGAUAGGAGUGCAUGA